CACCGAGAGAGAGACGAGCAGAGGAGGCUGUGCCACUGACACGAGUGGAGGGACCCCGUGGUUAGUUUCCACCACCUCUCACUUCUCGCAGCUUAACCUGCACCGUUUUCUUUUUGGAGACCGAGACUCAGACACCGGGACUAUACCCACCUAUACCCGCACCUUUCUUGGGUUUUUGGGGGGACCCCUUUGAUUGAUCCGCGGAGGAGGAUUGUGGUGGCGGGGGGAAGAGAGGAGUUUUCACCGUCCCCCACCGUGCGGAGCAAGGGAGUUUUUUGUGCGUGUUUAUGUGUUUUACGCGCUUGCACUAAUGGGGAAAAGUGGACAGAGAAGUGGAAUAGGACGCGAGUGCUGCGGCUCGGCGAGGAUGUGCGCAGCCACGCCGGUGAUCCUGCUCCUCCUGGUGCUCGCACGGCCAGGAGCCGGACAAGUGAGAGACGACGACGACUUCUUGAGUCUGAGCGAGCUCCCAGAGACCUUCCCCUCCGACCCGCCAGAGCCCUUACCUCACUUCCUGUUUGAACCUGAGGAAGGCUACAUUGUCAAGAACAAGCCCGUCAAUCUUUACUGCAAAGCAACACCCGCCACACAGAUUUACUUCAAGUGCAACAGUGAGUGGGUCCAUCAGAAGGACCACACUGUGGAGGAGAGGGUGGACGAAAACUCAGGUCUGGUGGUGAGAGAAGCCAGUAUAGAAAUAACGCGGCAGCAAGUGGAAGAGCUGUUUGGUCCUGAAGAUUACUGGUGUCAAUGUGUGGCCUGGAGCUCUGCUGGAACCACCAAGAGUCGCAAAGCACAUGUCCGCAUCGCAUACUUGAAGAAGUCAUUUGAACAGGAACCCCUGGGUAAGGAAGUAUCUCUGGAGCAGGAGGUGCUGUUGCAGUGUCGUCCUCCGGAGGGCAUACCAGCUGCUGAGGUGGAGUGGUUGAAGAAUGAGGAGAUCAUUGACCCAGCAGAGGACAGAAACUUUUACAUCACCAUCGACCACAACCUGAUCAUCAAACAGGCGCGGCUGUCCGACACCGCCAACUACACGUGUGUGGCUAAGAACAUUGUGGCGAAAAGAAGAAGCACGACAGCCACCGUUAUUGUUUACGUGAACGGUGGUUGGUCGACCUGGACGGAGUGGUCAGUGUGUAACAGCCGUUGCGGUCGAGGUUUCCAGAAACGAACCAGGAGCUGCACUAAUCCCGCCCCUCUCAACGGCGGACUGCCCUGUGACGGACAGGCCAUCCAGAAACUGUCCUGCACCACACUGUGCACCGUGGACGGUGUGUGGACCGAAUGGAGUAAGUGGUCAGCCUGUGGGACAGAGUGUACCCAGUGGAGGAGAAGGGAGUGCAACAACCCAGCUCCUAAGAACGGAGGGAAGGACUGCGAGGGGCUCGUGCUCCAGUCUCAGAAUUGCACCGACGGACUCUGUAUGCAAAGUUCAUUGUUUCAGAAGUCCACUGAGUCCAAAGAAAAGAGUGAUUUGGGAAUCCCAUCUGCUCCGAGCACAGAUGAUGUGGCCCUGUACGUGGGCAUCGUCAUCGCAGUGAUCAUGUGUCUGGUCAUCUCUGUCAUCGUGGCGCUCUUUGUCUACCGCAAGACCCACCGUGACUUCGACUCUGUCAUCAUCGACACCUCAGCUCUCAAUGGAGGCUUCCAGUCGGUCAACAUCAAAACAGCCAGAUCAGCUGAUCUACUGACAGUUCCUCCCGACUUGACAAAUGCAGCGGCCAUGUAUCGUGGUCCCGUCUACGCCCUCCACGACGUUUCAGAUAAAAUCCCGAUGACCAACUCACCGCUCUUGGACCCUCUUCCGAACUUGAAAAUCAAAGUCUACAACUCGUCUGGUCUGGUCACACCGCAGGAUGACCUCGGAGGAGACUUCACGUCCAAACUGUCUCCCAAGGUCACUCAGUCUCUUUUGGAUCACAGUGACACUAUGAACCUCCGCAACCAGAGCUUAGCCCGAACACGAGACCCCUCCUGCACGGCUCACGGGUCCUUCAACAACCAGGGAGGACACCUCAUCGUGCCCAACUCUGGUGUGAGCUUGUUGGUUCCAGCGGGGGCCGUUCCUCAUGGUCGGGUGUACGAGAUGUAUGUGACUGUGCACAGGAAGGACAGCUUGAGACCUCCGGUAGAAGACAUCCAGACGGUGCUGAGCCCUGUGGUGAGUUGCGGGCCACCAGGAGCCCUGCUGACCAGACCGGUGAUCCUCACCAUACACCACUGCGCCGACGAUGUCCAGGAAGACUGGCUCAUACAGCUGAAGAAUCAACUGGCCAUGGGAGAAUGGGAGGAUGUGGUGGUGGUCGGAGAGGAAAACUUCACCACCCCCUGCUACGUGCAGAUGGACUCAGAGGCAUGUCACAUCUUAACAGAGACACUGGGGACUUACUGCCUGGUGGGCCAAUCAAUUGGCAAGGCGGCAGCCAAGAGGCUCAAACUGGCUGUUUUUGGACCCGUCUCGUGCACAACGCUGGACUAUCACAUCAGGGUGUACUGUCUGGACGACACACAGGAUGCACUCAAGGAGGUUCUUCAGAUGGAGACCCAGAUGGGAGGGAAGCUCCUGGACGAGCCAAAGACUCUGAACUUUAAAGACAGCACACACAACCUGAGACUGUCCAUCCACGAUGUGCCUCACACACAGUGGAAGAGCAAGCUCAUCGCAAAGUAUCAGGAGAUCCCAUUCUACCAGGUGUGGAGCGGCAGUCAGAGAACCCUUCACUGCACCUUCACCCUGGAGAGACUGAGCUCAGCCACCACAGAGAUCAGCUGCAAACUGUGUGUGCGGCAGGUGGAAGGAGAAGGACAGAUCUUUCAGCUCAGCAACACUCUGGAGGAGGAGCUCCAGUGCAUAGACACGUCCCUGAUGGACCCUGCCAGUAAUAUCACAACCUUAGUGGGGCCUAAUGCCUUCCGCAUUCCUUUAUCCAUCAGACAGAAGCUGUGCGGCAGUCUGGACGCACCGCAGACCAGAGGCAACGACUGGAGGAUGCUGGCCCACAAACUUAACCUUGCCAGGUACCUGAACUACUUUGCCACCAAGUCCAGUCCGACAGGUGUGAUCCUGGAUCUGUGGGAGGCCCAGCACUUCCCAGACGGAGACCUAAAUGAACUGGCUGCCGUGCUGGAGGAGAUGGGUCGCCAUGACGGCAACUUUGCCUCCAUGACAAUGGAACAUUGACAAAGCAAAGUGGUUGCCAAGACAGUGACAGAACGCUGAAGAAGAUUUACUUGUGAAUUCUCUACGGUUGAUGCUGCAGCAAGGGCAAUGGACGACUUUGACGUGAGCAAAAGGAAAAAGUUGUUGCCACGGUGACUGAGCACCAGUGAAAUACCACGGUAAUCAUGCUGACAUGGUAACAGACAGGAUGAAAGCAGGGCUGGAACUAUGUGCAAAUCUUUACAUUUGUGUUUGUGCAAUGUUGCAGCUUCAUGUGUGACCGAAGGAGAACCCGACCUACCACACACACACAGUCUAUCAGGAACAAACAAUACACACACACGCCUAAAAAAAAGACCUUGUCUUGUGUAACGCCAGUUGUUCUCUUGCUGUUAUUUUAUACUGAACAAAGACGAGCAGAGAAAAAAAAAAAAAUCAACUGAGGCACUGACCUUGAAAAAACCCUCUAUUGAAAGGAACAGAAUCAUGAAGAGAGAACUGAUUACAGAAGAUUGGGGGAAAGGUAGAUUGAGGUAAGAGAGAGAGUGAGUAAGAGACUCUUUAUUAAGAUGAGAGAAGCUAAACUGAUUACAAAAGGACAGGAAGAUGUAAACAUAGAAUGAUGGAGGGAGCAGCAGGUGAUCAUCAGAGAGAACAGGAAAAGAGAUAAUGAGAGAGGAGAUAAAGAAGUGAUCUGACUCCUCUCCUGUUGGCUGUACGUGUUUGCCAGUACAGUUUGUUGUCUUUAUAUCGUUUCCUAGGGAACGCUCUAUGUAUUCUGCUGUCCAUAUGUGUGGAUCAUUACCUGCAAACAGAAUUUGCUCCGCGGUGACGUGACUUGUCAAUCAAGGGUCCUGACCAGAAACAAGCCGGAGACACAGUUAAUUUAAAUUAAAUCAUCCAUGUUGGUAAAAGGCAGCACAGCUUGCUACUCUCUUGCCUUUUCACUUGUACAUCUAACUUUCAUAAAAAAGGAGUCAGUCCAAAGAUGAUUACACUCCUGAUGAAUGCAAGUAAAAGUUAUGUUUGCCAUUUUAUAAUUUUAGCUUUGUCACACGGUCAUAAAUUUGUCUGUUGUGAGGUUUAUUUUAGAUCACACUUGUAAAUGCAGCUAUUUAUUAUAUUUAUGAACAUUAUACUGCAGCACAGUAUACAGUCCACAAAUAUUUUUAUUUCAUUGUUAUUUUAUAUGUUUGUUUUUAAGGAGUCAGCAUUGACUACAUUUUACGAAUAUAUAUUAUUAUUUUUUUGUUCAAGAAAACUAGUUUUCCUGAACAAAAAUAAAUAAAUCUCUGCACUUCUUCUACUUCAUCAAAAUAAUUUAUAUAAACUGAAACAAUGAUCUUCUUGCUGCAUCUCAGACUAAAAUAGUAUUAACAUGCACUCUGCAGUGACACUGCUGAUGUGGAUGAGUUUGCUAAUGCAGGUCGGGGGAUUCCAGCCAUCGAUACCACAUUUGCUUAACUUUUACUCCCGGAGUCUGUCUGAUGAACUGUUGGGGCUCGUUUCUGGUCGGGAUCCAACUCAGAGGAAAAAGGGAGGAGAAGCAAAAAGGGACGAACCAGACACGUGUUUCUAAAUACAGUAAUAUAGCAUAGUAUUGUGGGAUAGUGAACCAAUCAUUCAUUACCGCUUAAUGUACCCAAAUAUACUGAUUUUAUCAUUUUCAUUCCCUUAAAAAUAUAUGUAUAGUCUACAUAUAUAUAUAUAUUUCCAGUGUCCUAUCAUCACAGAAUGUCAGUCUGCCAUCAGCACCACCAUGACUUUGCUGGUCACUAGCACCACCCAGUGGCCUUUGAGGAAAAACAAGCAUUUACUUUUCUUUUUUUUUGAUCGUCUGAAACGUGUAAAUACAUGAUUAUCAUGUUCAUCCUAAUGACCUUGUAUUACCAUAGUAUGUUUUUUUCUGUGAUUAUUAUGUUAUUUACAUUCAUUAUCCUUUUGUCAUUUUAAUGUGUUUUUUUAUAGAUGUGAACUGUGUGAGGGAAAAAUCUGUAACAUAUCAGUUAGUUGCUCUUUUUCUCAAAUGUUCUGUCAGCAACUAACAUUCCAAGUCAUUGUGUAUUUGUUUCAAUCAGAACUUAAAAAAUCUAAUAACGACAAAGGGGGGGCCUAUGUACAAUGGAGUGUAAUAUAUUUGUACUUUGCAGAACUACAUUGUGAACCAAGGCUGCCACUGACCCCGGACAAUAAUGCCUGAUGAAAAGGUGUCACUCCAGUAAAAAGGAAAAACAGCCUUAUCUCAGUGGCUUUUUAAUCAUCGUGUGAUGCCCCUGUGGACUUGAACUCUAUUCACCACGUUAAGGACGACGGGAACAUUUGGUUCAAAAGAAAUAUGUGUGAAAUGUUUCAGAAAAAGGGAGUUUAGAUAUUCUACGGAGAGACGCCAUAUGAAACUGAACAUCAGGUAUGUAGAGGAGAUACUGAGGAGGAUCUUGUGGAGAAAACCAAGUAGGUAGAGGAUCCAUUAACACUGGUGCAAAAGGUCAGAUCUUUACCUGGUUAUGACACAUUUCAUCCAUUCACGCCGGAGGAGGAAACCUUGAGACAUUGAUUUUUUUUUCUUUUUUCUUUCACAUCGAUUUUUCUUCCUUUGUUUAGUUGCUUAGAAAUGUGCUUGGAGGUAAGAAUCAGACUAGUUUUACCAGGCACAGUGUUGGGAUUGCGGACAGCCUCAUGAACCAAAUUAGAAAAAAGAGUGUGGUUAAAUAAUGGAGUGGAUGUUUUGUGUGUUUUCAAAUGUAACUGCUGAUGUUGUGGAAAUCAAAGGUAAGAGUUGUGUGAGUUUUAUGAGGAUAAAAAGCCUAAAAACAUCAACCCAUCAAUUCAAGUUUGUUUAGCAGCGAAAAAAAAAAAAACAUGAACCCAAAGGUAAUCGCAGUGUUGCUUUCAUCGUCAACAUCCCCGAUUAACUCGAAAGGCAGAAGUCACAGUCAUGAGAUCGAAUUUUUCACUGAGGAAACAUGUUCAAGGAAACGACCGAUUAAGGGAAGUUUGAUCUCUGCCGCAUUGAAAGAGUUUUCCCGUGAGAAGAGAAUGUGUGGGCCUCCUGAAGGUGAUCCACCAUGAUGUGAAAACUAAGAAAGUAGUGUUAAGAUAUCAAACUAUGUACAAAUAUUUUCUAUCCACAGUAUGUACAGUUGUGUACUGUCCGCUAUAUUUGGCAAACUUCAGAAUAUAAAAAAAGCAGUACAGUUAGAUACUAGUUUGUAUGUUUUUAUUUAAGUUUCUUUCCUUUUUUGUAAGAGUGUGUCUACUAUGCAAACUUGGCAUUGGUUAUCAUGAUAGAAGUCUAUAACUAGAGCUGUUCUUGUAAGUGCAUCUUUAUUUUACUAUCAGGAGUGAUUUUUUUAUUUGAUUAGUUUGGGGUAGUGUUGGUCCUUUUUAGCUAAUUCUGGCACGCUUCAUGAAUCUUGCUCAGUUUGCUGAAUGCUUGCCUCUCUAUCUCCUCAAAUUGUUUUCUGUACAAAGUGUAAGAAAGAAUUUU
Messenger RNA from Paralichthys olivaceus (Japanese flounder), 6647 nucleotides. RefSeq names its product unc-5 netrin receptor Ca (gene unc5ca). The record is from RefSeq and is a predicted model, not a curated record. Lineage: Eukaryota; Metazoa; Chordata; Actinopteri; Pleuronectiformes; Paralichthyidae. Gene Ontology annotation, molecular function: netrin receptor activity; protein binding. Gene Ontology annotation, cellular component: membrane. Gene Ontology annotation, biological process: axon guidance; netrin-activated signaling pathway.